UAAAUCGAAGUACCCAAAAACGAAAGGAAAACUGCCGGUGAGUCCUAGGCACUAGGCAGAGUGAAAAUCAUCGCCACUUCGUGGAGCAUGAGCAUCUGUUUACUUUUUAUUCAUCCAGAAUUUCGAUUGCAGGAAGUAAAUGAACAGAUUCAGCAUAGGAGAGUGGUAAUUCGGGAGGCAAGAGGAUGAAUUGGCAGGCCAGGCCCCUACUUGGUGCUGUUGAGUAGGCCGCGUGUUUGCUAAGUUUUUUGUACUCUUGAUUACUGUUUGGAGGUUUUGGAGCUGGAAAAUGUCAAGUUCCUUGAAUGAGGAUCACGGUUCCAGGAAUACUACAAUGGAAGAGAGUGCGAUGACAAUUGAAUUUCUCCGUGCAAGGUUGUUAUCUGAACGAUCUGUCUCAAAAUCAGCAAGGCAAAGAGCGGAUGAGCUGGCUAAGAGGGUAGCGGAACUAGAAUUGGAGCUGCAGUUCGUAUCUGUUCAGAGAAAGAAAGCUGAGAAGGCAACAGCAGAUGUGCUUGCAAUUUUGGAAAAUCGUGGAAUAAGUGAUGUUUCAGAGGAGUAUGAUUCAGAUUCUGAAAAGGACGAAAAUUCGCACAACUUUAAUCCCAGCAACGGGUCAUUGUCGAUGAAAGAAACUUCUGACAAUGUGAAACCUAGAAGUAAUGAAGGAGAGGCAUAUUCCAGUUCUGAAAUUGAGUCCUCUCCAUCCACUGGUAGAAGCUUGGCCUGGAAGAGUACUAAAGACUCACAACAUACUCUCGAAAAGAAAAAAUACAUGGAAUCGGUUAGACGAAGAGCUAGUUUUUCAUCCAUUACUUCGACAAGAAGAGUUGGUAAAUCAUGUCGGAGAAUAAGGCGCAGGGAGACCAGAUCAAUGGAGGAGAUACAGAAUGAUGGUGAUGGUGAAACUGUUGCCUCGAGAGAAGGUUCUGGAUAUGAUAAUGAAAAAGACCAUCUGGAUAGUGGAACAAAGGGGUUGCAUAGUGAAUCUCAAAAGAUUAAUGGGCAUUACUAUAGUGCGCAUGAGAGGGAUGAAGACAUGGAAAGUGCAUUGCAGCGUCAAGCACGACUAAUCGAUCAGUAUGAAGAGGAAGAGAAGGCACAGAGAGAAUGGGAGGAGAAAUUCAGAGAAAACAACAAUUGCACACAGGAGUCGUAUGAUCCGGGGAACCAUUCAGAUGUGACUGAAGAACGGUAUGAAAUGGAGGCACCCAUCGUGUCACGCGCUGCUGAAACACUGAGUUUGGUUAAACAAGAAACAAAUCACGAAUCAGCAGAUGCUCGUUUCAUUGAAGGACCCCAAAUGCCCAUGAAUUCCUUGAUUUCUGUCGAUACUGAUUCUGGAAACCUGAAGGAAGAGAAGAGCAAUGGCCUCAUCGAAUCUUCAGCAUCGGAAUUUUCAUUUCCAACAACAAAGGACAAACAACAGCCCGAGGCAUCUGAGCUCAGACUUCAACACCAUCUCCCUGCAUCUAUCAUGGCAAUGCAUCCUUCAGGAGACUUAUCUUCUCAGUUUCAUAAAGCUAUCCCGGGUAUUUCUUCAUCUCUCGAUCUUGCAGUUAUACCUAAAGACACUUCAAAUAAUUUAUCAUCUGUCCUAGAGGCACUUCAUCUAGCCAAACAGUCGUUGAAUGAGAAAAUCCACGGUGUAGCUCCAAUGCCCGCCGAAUCUUCUAGAAAAACACUACCUGUAGACACCUUUAAAGUUCCGAUUUUUCCUCCCGGUCUUUUCAGAUUGCCGAGUGAUGCUCAUCCUGGAUCAAGUCAUGCUAAUUUUCUCCCUGAAAUUGCUCCCAGUAGAUACCUUUCCGAACCUUUAGGUGGGUCGAGAAUCCCUUUUUCUAGUGGCAGUCUAUUUCACACUGCCCCCAAUAGAUCCUCAACGACGGAAAUCAGUACAGGAUCUCCACCGCAGAGGUCUUUGAGCCAGCCUCGACUAGGUGAAGGCGCUUCUUCACCUUUUGGCAGACUGAACCAUCUCGAUCCUCACAUGGCCGCAGCUCAUCCUGCAGUUGCAGAUACUUAUCUUUAUCAUCGCCCGGACAUCACUUAUGGUUUAAUCUCCAAUGAAGGAGGGCCGAAGUCUUUUCCUAGUUCGGAAGCCGGGUUGCCUCCCAUUUCGCCCGUGUCCUCAUACAUCGAUCAGUUCAGGCCAAAUAUGAAUUUCAGGUAGACGGGCUACUGCAGGUAUCGUUUAUAUAUGCACAUACAUAUAUAUAUAUAUAUAUAUUCUUGAUUAUCUAGAGAUAUGUUCAGGAGGAAUGGGAUAGUUGGAGGCAACAUGUUGUGUUUGUGAGAUAUGGUUGUUGCUGUGCUUUGUCUUCCUUUCUUCUUCUUCUUGUUCUGCGGUAUAUGUUUGUUGAUUAGAGAGAGAGAGAGAGGGAGAAGAGAGAGAGAGAUUGUGUGAUAUUUAUUUGGGCAUAAAGAACUUGUGGUUGUAUUGUAUGAUAUUGAUAUGCUGCAAGUGUGAAUCCUUUUCUUGGUUGAAAGAAAGGGAUGCUAGUAUGUGACUGACCUAUAUGGACACUCUAUUUCGUCUUUUUACUUUUAUUUAUGACACCAGAAUUCGCAACUCUUAUUCUUUGAGAUAAAUAUUGAUCGAAUUUAAUAGCUUGUA
Molecule: messenger RNA, 2617 nt
Organism: Andrographis paniculata
Lineage: Eukaryota; Viridiplantae; Streptophyta; Magnoliopsida; Lamiales; Acanthaceae
Exons: 6
Coding region: 290-2173 (627 amino acids)
Source: RefSeq, a predicted model, not a curated record